This is a messenger RNA of Dentiscutata heterogama, 363 nucleotides long. The record is from the annotation of a GenBank genome assembly. Lineage: Eukaryota; Fungi; Glomeromycota; Glomeromycetes; Diversisporales; Gigasporaceae.
AUGUCACGUCGCACAACUUUCGCAUUUUACAUUCUAGUUGCUAUCACAUUUAUCAUACUCGUUAGUUCCGCAUCGGUGAAUGCUUUUGUCGAAAGUUCUGAUCUUGCCUACGAAAAUGAUGACGCCGAUAUCUCUAAUAUGCCCUAUCAAGAUUUAGAAACUACCGUUCCUGACAAGAUCGACGAAUCAACAAAUGAAUUCUCAAACACCGAAAAUGAAGUCUCUCAAACGUUAAGACAUCAUAGAGAAUUCUUUAAUUGUAUUAUUUAUUGUUAUACUAGUUUAUCGACGGGGCAUCGUCCUUUUACACAAUGUGUUGAAACCUGUAUAGUCAGUUUCAGAAGAACAGCUUUAAAUAGAUAA